AUGGAUAUUUAUAAGAGGUGGCUUGGUGUUUCGAUUAGCCUGACAUCCUUAGGAAUUGUAUGUCAUUACCAGUUGACCCCGAAUAAGACUGUAGCGCUGCUCAAUAUUCGUUUGAAAGUGAAAGGUCGAUCAUCACUAACCAAAAUGCAAAACCAAGAUAACAUGUACACGCCAAGGAGUGCCCCACAACAGCAGCAUACAGCAGAGGAAUCGCUACCUAAAACAGGAUUGGAACGGUUACGUGACUACAUUGGACGAAGAUGUUGCUCAUGCUUCUUGAAGAUGCCAGUAGUGGUAAUAGUGAUAGCGAUCUGUAUCAUCGUCGCCCUCCUUCUGGCUCUCAUUCCAGCAGUAGUGAUCCUUACAAGCGCCGUUGAUAGCGAAGCUUUACGACAAGUCUCUGACGGUGUAGACAUGCAGAUUAUACGAGAUUCACAUAUCUUCCCAAAACCUGACCCACUUGGUGACGAGGACGAUAUCCUGGAUGGGUUACGUCGUGACGGUGUCAGUACCGUGCAUGGUAUACCUUCUACAGCGCUCUUUCCACCGAAUAUUUCGCUGUGUGAAGGUUUUGGUUUCGCCUGUACAAUUCAGCCGAGCAUGGUGAUCAGCACAGCGUUGCGCUGCGACGGAAAGAGUGAUUGCCCGGAUGGGUCGGACGAAUUGAAUUGUAGAGAGUGCCAGUCCGCAUUCUCGUGCUCCAUCUCAACCAAAUCCAAAGUGAAGGUGUGCCUUCGUGCCGAGCAGCUUUGCGAUGGCAUCACUCAUUGCCCUGAUGAGGAUGACGAACAGAAAUACUGCAAGAGCGAAUGUGAUGACGAUGAGUUGAGAUGUCCUUCAACUUCCCUUUGUCUUCCACCGACGUCAGUUUGCGACGGAAUCGUUGACUGCGACACAGAAGACGACGAGAACAACUGCAAAAAGUGCAAACGUGGAGCAAUGUAUUGUGAGCCCACAAAACGUUGCAUACCAGCCGGCCAACUGUGCGAUGGUAUUCCGCAAUGUCCAGAUGGCUCAGACGAAAAGGAUUGCGAUUGUCGUGCAUGUUCGGGAUCAGGAAAAGCGCUAUGUGCAGAUGGUACAUGCCUAGAGCGUUCAAGAGUUUGUGAUGGUAUUGUGGAUUGUAGUGAUGGCGUCGAUGAAGAAGAUUGCCCUGGAACAUGCAUUCUUGACAAAGAUGUAAAGAUCCCACAAGUUAUUUGUGCUGAUGGACGUCGUUAUCCACAAGCCGAGGCCUGCUCCGGUGUUAUUGAACAGUGUGCUUACAACUGCACAAAGUGCGAUAAGCAACUCGCGUUCACUUGUAAUGAUAAGAAAUGUAUCCCACAGAUGUUGGUAUGUGACGGAAUAGAGGACUGCUCGACUGGCGAAGACGAAAGUGACUGCAGUUGUGUGGGCUUGAAUAAGUUUGAGUGCCGUUCGGCAUCAGGCAAAACGAAGUGCAUCCCCAAGGACAAGGUAUGCGACGGUGUAUGGGACUGUAUGGAUGGAAAAGACGAGACUAAUUGUGGAUCGUGCCCUCCCUCUUCCAUCCGUUGUCCCGUCGAAGGCACAUGUAUCCCAAAAAUCUCACGAUGUGACGGUGUAGCAGACUGCCGAGACGGCUCCGAUGAAACAGACUGCACUUGCGAAGAAUGCAUUGGGAACCACUGGAAUACGUACAUGUGUGGCGCAUCAUCUCACUGCUUCAGAAGAGAUGAAGUAUGUGCCCCAUAUACCCUAUGCCCGAACGCUACCAAGGCUGACAAAGUCUAUUGCGCUGGACGAGCACUUCGUGGUGUAGACUGGUUGGAAUGA
Cooperia oncophora is the source of this 1797-nucleotide messenger RNA. NCBI's taxonomy places the organism in Eukaryota, Metazoa, Nematoda, Chromadorea, Rhabditida, Trichostrongylidae. The record is from the annotation of a GenBank genome assembly.